Messenger RNA from Danaus plexippus (monarch butterfly), 3368 nucleotides. RefSeq lists its product as uncharacterized. Lineage: Eukaryota; Metazoa; Arthropoda; Insecta; Lepidoptera; Nymphalidae. Gene Ontology annotation, molecular function: actin filament binding; small GTPase binding. The transcript has 12 exons. The record is from RefSeq and is a predicted model, not a curated record. The coding region runs from base 277 to 3054 and encodes 925 amino acids. Gene Ontology annotation, biological process: cell migration; regulation of cell shape; cortical actin cytoskeleton organization. Gene Ontology annotation, cellular component: cytosol.
UAAUUUCUUUAAAGACGCGCGCGCGCCUUUACAGAAUUAAAUAUCGUAAAACUAGCCAUCAAAUAAUAAUUCAUUAAUAUUGCAAAACCAAACAUAAUCGCCGAGUAUAUAUUGUGUGUUACGUGUUAGUGUUGUGUCCUAUAUUUUAUUUUCUUCUCAUUUCCUAUCAGAUGGUGUAGCAAUGAUUACAUGGUGUAAAUAAUUAUUACAAUGGAAUGCUUAUUGGAGCACACAUCAGUUUAAAGCUAAACGAUGUGAAGGAUUCCCAAGUCCAAAAUGGGUAACAGCUUCAGUAGCGUCAGCAGCAGGAAAUGGAAGAAGGAGAUCCCAAACGCGGAGUCCUCCAGGAUCCUAUUCCUCCUGUACCUCAUCCACAGAACCUGGCACGUGGUGGUCGAGCACAUGGAUUCAAAGAGCUUGAACUCCAAAAGAGGUCGUACUUCGAACACGGCACCUACAACUGAUGAAGGUCCAAGAUUCGAUUCCACGAGCUUGGAGUCCGGUUCGUGUUAUUCAGCCUGCAGCUGCAGCUAUUGCAGACUUCGGAACUGCACCAACGAUUCUAUCAGCGAGCUGACUUUAUUGGAAGGCAUGGCCAACUGCGGAGGCUGGAGUGAGGAGCCGGUAUCAAAAGAUAAGCAACGCCCACCGAUUUACAAUCCAGAAGAUUACGCCGCCUCUUUGAAGAAAUGGGGAAGGAAAAGCGGCUCCGGCAGCCUCUACGACGUGGACCAAGGACUGGACUCGAGCAAAGCUCAGACGCUACCGACACAGAACAGCAAGGAUUUUAGAAAUCCCUGUCUGAGUUUAGGAGAGGAAAUGAGUCUACGUCAGUUUGGCACCAUCAGCGAACUCCUCACUAAACUCCGGGCCGAUCUUCGACUUUCGUUUGCCAGUUUCGUUCAAGAGUUCUCUUCAGAGCCGUUAGAUGGUGUCACUUUACUUCUGGAACUCCUGCGAAAUAUCCAGCUGAGUCAGAAUGGUGAAGCGGCGAGAGCUCCGCCAGCGGUACGUCGACGACCACUCCUAGAUGAACUAGCCUGCCUACAAUGUCUCUGGAGCUGCUGCAGCAGGUACAGCGACUGCGUCCGCCGCCUGGUCGCCAGUUCCAACGGAGUCUACGCUCUAACAGUCUGCAUCAUGUCCACAGUCAAUAAGACAAGGAUAUUGGCUUUACAGCUGUUAACUCAAGCGUGCCCGUACGGUACAACGGCCGUGUCCGAAGCCCUAUCAACGCUUCGUCUGCGGUACGGUGAGCCUGUACGGUUCAGGUUCCUAGUUGGUGCCCUUCAGUCUGGAGGGACGGGUGCCCUUCAGACAGCGGGACUAGCUUUCCUUAACUCACUGCUAGCGAGUCGGCCGCCUCGAGCCAGACUCUAUAUACAGGCUGAACUAGAACAAGCUGGAUUCGAUAUCAACAGUUUUAAAAAGGCCAUUGCCAAAUCUCCUCAUCCUAACGAGGAACUGAUGAAGGAAAUUGAAAAGUACGAACAGCAGUUGAUAGACAUCGACACGUUGAAUGAAAAGGCGAAUGAGGCGCUGAAGGAAAAAGACGACCUCAGGCACAAACUGGAACUAUUGGAGAAGAGAGUCAAGAUACUACAAGAGGAGAAGGGCAUAUUACUAUCUCUGGAAAAGUGCUUGCAAGAGAAGUGCUGUGAGUUGCAAGAAGAGGUCAGCACACUGAAAUCUGAACAUGGAAACUCCAACCGGAAGAAGACAUUUCUGAUGAUGAAAAAAAACUCCAAUAAUAAUAGAGAUGAAUCAUCGCCACCAGAAGACGAAGGCAUCAGUUCCUCGGAACGAUCCCUGAGUCCAGACGGCGACCAGCAGAGAGAAUCCAUGGUCUAUGAAGUGUUCAACAUAAAGAACGAAACGUACGAUCUCAAGAGGAACAAACGAUCGUUACACAAGAAAGUAGACAACAAAAAGAAUGAAAAGAAAUCGUCCGACGAAGAAGACGAGACAACGAUCGACGAGGUCAUACAGGAGCUUAGGAAUAUAGUGAACCACGCGGAGAUCGAACAGCUGAGAGGUAUCGGCAGGGCCAGAAUAAACAAUAGUAGUUCAGAGCAGAAAACACAAAGAGAAGACUCCGUCACCAGUACGAGACACAGCAUCCAGAUAACCGCGGACGAUGAUCAACAGGAAGAGGAAGCGGAAAUAGUACCCAGCAAGAUACUACCACACCCGCCCAGAAAAGCUAAAAGUCUCAUACAUCUGUUCAUACCGCCCGGAGGACAAGGCCUGUACAGCAAAGCGCCGGACAUCUUCGAAGAAAACAACUUCUAUUCCAGCGAUGAAGGAUCGGACUCGCUACUAAGCGCGUCACGCUGCCAAGAACGCGUGCAGAAGAAAUCAGACGCUAGCUUCGACUUUAAUGAAUGUCGCGCGAAGUUCAACGCUAACGGCCAAGAGGAAGACAGUGCGAAGCGAUCCAGAACGAGGUCCAGAGACGACAAAUCUGUUAAAAGGACCGAGUCCUUCCAGAACUCAGAGAAAGGAUCACGACAGAGGGAAUACAUAGACAGCAUGUUCUACGAAAGCUCGUUGAAUGAUAACCAAGAAAAUGGGAAGUGCAGUCGCGUGGACGAGAUAGUCAAUCUGAUAGAAUCCAAAAAGCUAACCAAGAGUCUAGAGAGAAUCGACGAAGGCCUCAAUUCUAUGGUGGACAUCGUUGUAACUAACGAACCUAAGAAAUAUUCCUACGAGAGCCGUCAGAGGUCCGCUUCGAGGACGAACAGCGAUGCUGGCGAUCCUUUGAUCCCCGUCACGAGGUCUAACAGCCGAACAUAUGAUUCGAAGAGCCAGGACAAACACGGCAAACUGAACGUCGGCUUCGACAGUCCAUUUAACAGCACCUUCAUAAUGAAACGCGGCAGUUCCUCAGGGUUCUACUCCGGAACCCACAUCCUGAGGAACGCUCCGGCCAGUAUGACAAGCCUCGUAAUGAACGGAACACAUAGCUACAACGAUCUAAAGAAAUCCCCAAGUCCCAUGGGAUCCAGCUUCGCUCUCAACAAAGUGACCGACAUGCCGUCAGGCUUAUACUGACCGUUCGUACCGAAGUCCAAACCAACGACUAAUCUAAGUUCCGCGUACCUUCACGUCUAGUGCAAUAUUUAUAUCUAUAUAAUAUCCCGCGUUUAUGCAGCGUCUGUAGCAUCUUAGUGAUUUUGUUGGAACAAAAUUCGCUUAAGAUCGUCUUUAUUUUAAACUUAUAUCAUGUUUUGUGCUAAAAUAAUGUUUGAAGCAAUAAAGUUUUGAAGAUUUCUUGUUUAUUUAUGUAAAUCGAAUUAAAACUUGUAUUGUUUCGUGCGUGUCUCGGCGUGUGUCUGUUUACUGGUAUCUGUAUUUUUAUACUUAGU